Molecule: messenger RNA, 3094 nt
Organism: Dimorphilus gyrociliatus
Lineage: Eukaryota; Metazoa; Annelida; Polychaeta; Dinophilidae
Source: the annotation of a GenBank genome assembly
GCUUGAAUAAAGUUAUUUUUUCAUUUGUGUUGUUCUAAUUUAGUUUUUCUCAUGUUUUAAAUUAUGAAUAGAAACUUAGUUUUUUGUGGUCUAUUAAUAAUACUUGCUUUCUCUGGUGAUUAUAUUUUAAAUUAUUCACUGAUUGUAAUAUCCUAAACAGUUGUUUUUUUGAUCUAAUUAAUUGAUAUAAUUAUUCCCUUGAUGAAUACUCAGGAGAAACUUUAGAAUAAAACGAAUAUAAAAUAUUAAUUAUUUUGUACGUAGGUGCCGUUUUGGCAAAUGAAGAAUCCGAAGACAAUCCUGAAAUUGACGCUGAUAUUGGACGAAGUAGAGAUGGUUCGAGAACUGACGACGAAGUUAUUCAAAGGUUCGUGAAAUCCUUCCAUAUGGCUCCAUCUGCCGAUGCUAUCACCUGAGAUUAGGGAAGAAGAGGCGAUAAAAUUAGAUGGUUUAAAUGUUGCUCAGUUGAAACAUAUGAGAGAAAAAGCAGAGAAACAUACAUUUCAGGCGGAAGUCGACAGAAUGAUGAGGCUCAUCAUUAACUCCCUUUACAAAAACAAGGAAAUUUUUUUGAGAGAACUAAUUUCUAACGCUUCCGACGCUUUAGAUAAAAUGCGCUUCCUUUCAUUGACCGACAACACCGUAAUGGACAGUCUUGAUGAACUGUCAAUUAGGAUUAGGGCUGAUAAAGAGAAUAAUAUGCUUCAUAUUACAGAUACCGGUAUUGGUAUGACAAAAAGCGACUUAGUUAAUAAUUUAGGGACAAUUGCAAAGUCGGGAACGUCAGAAUUUUUAACAAAAAUGGGAGAGGCCGCUAACCAACAACAAAUGUCCGAUAUGAUCGGACAAUUUGGUGUUGGAUUCUAUUCUGCUUUCUUAGUAGCUGAUAAGGUUAUCGUAACUUCCAAACACAACGACGAUGACCAAUACAUUUGGGAGUCGGAUGCCCAUAGCUUUUCGAUUAUCAGAGAUCCAAGAGGUAAUACUCUGAAACGUGGAACGACCAUUUCCUUACAUAUGAAAGAAGAAGCUCAAGAUUUCCUAGAAAAUAGCACAAUUAAAGAUUUAGUUAUCAAAUACUCGCAAUUUAUUAAUUUUGAGAUAUACCUAUGGGAAUCUAAAAUGGAAAAAGUCGAAGAAACUGUAGAUACAACUGCUGAAGAAGGGCAAAGCGUUGAUGAAGAUGGUAUUGUUGAGGAAGUUGAAGAGGGAGAAAAGACUAGAUUUGUAGAGAAAGCUGUUUGGGAUUGGAAGUUAUUAAAUAACAAUAAACCGAUCUGGUCUCGCAAACCCUCAGAGAUCGAAGAUACAGAAUACGCCGACUUUUAUAGAUCUUUUUCGAAAGACUACACUGAUCCGUUAGCACAUAGUCAUUUUACUGCUGAGGGAGAGGUCACCUUUAAAUCAAUUUUAUUCAUUCCAAAGAACUCUCCACGUAAUAUGUUCGAAGGUUAUGGGAAGAAAAUGGACCAAAUUAAAAUGUAUGUUAGGAGAGUUUUCAUUACAGAUAAUUUUGAGAAUAUGAUGCCAAAAUAUUUGGCCUUUGUAAAGGGUGUUGUAGACAGUGACGAUUUACCAUUAAACGUCUCAAGAGAGACGCUACAGCAGCAUAAAUUGUUGAAAGUAAUUAAAAAGAAAUUAAUUAGAAAAACAAUUGACAUGAUAAAAAAGAUGACAGAAGACGACUUUGACGCAUUUUGGAAAGAAUAUAGCACUAAUAUAAAAUUAGGCGUUAUUGAAGACAGCUCAAAUAGAACUAGGUUAUCGAAAUUGUUAAGAUUUCAGUCCUCAAAUUCUAAGACGAUCAAAACUUCUAUUACCGAAUAUAUUGAAAGAAUGAAAGAAAAUCAGGAAUCGAUUUUUUACAUAGGCGGUUCUUCUAGAGACGAAGUCGAAAAAUCUCCGUUUGUAGAGAGAUUAUUAAAGAAGGGUUACGAAGUCCUGUUUCUUACUGAACCAGUUGAUGAAUAUUGUAUUCAAAAUUUACCAGAAUAUGAAGGUAAAAAAUUUCAAAACGUUGCCAAAGAAGGCUUGAAAUUUGACGAAUCCGACAAAUCUAAGGAAAUGCUGGCUGCUACAGCAAAAGAAUACCAGUCGUUAACUGACUGGCUAAAGGAGGAUGCUCUUAAGGACAAAAUCGAAAAGGCGACCGUUUCUGAGAGGCUUUCUAGUUCACCUUGCGCUUUAGUCGCUUCGUCUUACGGUUGGUCUGGCAAUAUGGAGAGAUUGAUGAAAGCUCAAACUUAUCAGAAAUCAAAUGAUCCUUCCACGCAAAUCUAUGGCAAUCAACGAAAAACCUUUGAAAUUAACCCUCAUCACCCCAUAAUUAAAGAAUUGAAAAGAAGAGUCGAAGAAGAUAAAGAGGAUCAAACAACAAAGGAACUUGCAAUAGUAUUAUACGAAACGGCUAUACUGAGAUCUGGCUUCUCCCUUAGUGACACUUUUGACUUUGCUCAAAGAAUUGAAAAUGUACUCAAACUAUCCAUGGACCUGCCAAUAGAUGGGAAAGCGGAGUAUUACCCGGAAGGGAAUAUGAAGGAAGAAGAAGAAGAAGAAGAAGAAGGAGAGGAAGUAGAAAGCGAAGAUAAGGAAACCAUAGAGGAUGAAAAUGAUAAUGAAAAGGUAAAUAAAAGAAAGACAUAAAAGAGAAGUAAUAAAAUAUUCAUUAGCCUAUCGUAAUGGAUAUUUAUUCUUUGGUUUUAUUACUUAUAAAAAGAAAAUCCUUUUUUUUCUCUCUCUCUACAGCGCACCAGAAUAGAAUUAUAAAUAUAGCAAAGGAAACACUAGCAAGGAGUAUCUAUAUUUACAAAUCGAACCUUUUAGUUUCAACCGUUUCUAUGGGACUUUUUUGUUACAUACUUCAUCGAACGUUCAAUCAAAGACUCAGUUAUUUAUAAUAAUAAUAUAAAUAUUUGCUAUCGAUAUGUGUGCUGUAGGCAUGCAGGAAAUAAUCCUAUUAAUUAAUAAAAGAGUUCUUGUACUUCAAACACGCCAGCUGUUUGUUAAUUUUUAAGCUUGACGGUAACAAAAAAUUAUAAAACUAACUAGUUUGUUAACUUUUUUUUUCUGCUAUUUUUUUUUUUGUUUAUAUUAG